Messenger RNA from Drosophila yakuba, 862 nucleotides. RefSeq lists its product as uncharacterized. The record is from RefSeq and is a predicted model, not a curated record. The coding region runs from base 278 to 751 and encodes 157 amino acids. The transcript has a single exon. Lineage: Eukaryota; Metazoa; Arthropoda; Insecta; Diptera; Drosophilidae.
UACCAUUUUCAAAAAAAAACAUCCCUUUAAAGAUCUGAAGUCCCAACGAUCAAGUUCCAAAGAUCAAUGAUCGUAGAUCUCCAGAAGCAAAUAAAUACAAAAACAGUGGUUGGUACAAUCUCCUUUAUGGGCAUAGAAUCAGAAAAAAAUCUCUGUGAAAAGUACGCACUUGACCCACAUUUUUGGGCCGAGAUCAGCAAAGAGAUCAGAUCGUGACGAAUGAUGGGGCAAUUUUCGGGUAUUUAAGCGGCUGGGUAGCCCGGGGCUGAGUACAAACAUGGCUGGACAGCGAUUUCUGAUCGUACUGAUCGUUGUCUCGAUCUUGUUACCAUCGAUUCCGGUGAUUUCUGCCAAAACCUGUGGAUCGAGACUCCAGUUGCGGGCCCAAAAUGAUCCCGUAGAUCUCAGUCGGCUGAGCGAGAAGCAGCUAAAGCAGCUCGUUGAGCAGUUGGCGAAAUUGCAAUCACAGAAGGGCCAGGGUAGUGAAGAUCUGGUGGAUGAAGAGGAGGAAGAAGAGGACCCGAAUCAAGAUCAGGAGCUGGAGGAGCCCGAAGAUGAUCACCGCGGCAGUAGCCGCCCAUGGAACAGAGUGCAGCGGAUAAUCCGGCGACAGCUGGUGAAAAUACCCAAGCGAUAUCUAAAGAAGCUCCUCAGGCAGUUUGGAUUGGCCCGGAGUGCUGGACAUGGCGGGGUCCGGAGUGCAGACUUGGGUCCCCAGCUGGAGGAGUACUACCUAAUACCACUGGAGUGAAAUGAUUUGAGGGAAAAUACACACACAUUUCGGAAAUACAACACUUUUUCUUGCACUCUUUUGGGCGCUGGGAUAAAAAACAAUUGCUGAGUUCUGGUCGCGGAAUUUGCA